GCCUCCGCGAGAAAUGGCAGAUUUUAUGUCUCUUAUCUGUCUUUCCCUGGGCAGGUGGUAAAGUAUCUGAGGGAAACGAAUGAGCAGGGUGCCAGUGGAGAACAGAGAGAUGAAGACUUUAUCUCUCCUCUUCCUCCUCCUCCUCCUCCUCGCCUCAGGAGCCUGUGACGACGUCAAGUACAUCUCCAAGAGGAACUCAGUGGAUGGAUGCAUCGACUGGUCGCUGGAUCUGAAGAAAUACCACGUUUUGGCCGGUGAGCCCGUUCGAGUCAAAUGUGCCUUGUUCUACAGCUACAUCCGAACCAACUACACCAUGGCCACCAACGCCAAGCUGCGCCUCAUUUGGUACAAGAACGAAGGAGACGCAGAGGAGCCCAUCAUCUUCUCAGGUCACAGGCUGAGUAAAGAAGACGACUCCAUCUGGUUCCGAUCUGCUGAGUUGGAAGACAGUGGAUCCUACACCUGUGUUCUAAGGAACUCAACAUACUGCAUGAAAGUGUCCAUGUCAAUGACGGUGGAGGAGAGCGACGAGGGGAAAUGCUUCAGUAGCAAAAUCCGCUAUCUGGAAAAAGCUGAGUUAACCCACAGCAAAAUGAUCAACUGUCCUGAUAUAGAAGACUAUUUGGCUCCAUAUAAACAACCACAAAUGACUUGGUACAAGGAGUGUGAGCGGGUUGAAUGGAGAAGCUCCGUCAUUGUUAAUACCACACAUAUCUGGAUACCUGAGAUAGAGGAAGGAGACAGCGGAAAUUACACCUGUGAAUUACAGUAUGGAUCCCGAUUGGUGCGAAGGACAACGCAACUCAAAGUCACAGCUCUCCAGACCACACAACCUCCCAAGGUCCUUUUCCCCCCAGACAGACAAGACACAGUGAUAGAAGUCACACUUGGUAUGCCUCUCAGUUUGGACUGCAAGGCCUUUUUUGGCUACAGCGGAGAAAACAGAAAGCCCAGCAUCCACUGGACCAAAGGAGAAAAAUAUGUUGAAGAACUAGCAGGACAUAUUAAAGAAAGUGAAGUCAAGAUCUUGAGGGAGCAUUUAGGAGAGAAGGAAGUGCAGGUGUCCUUAACGUUUGAUGCCGUGGAGGAGGCAGAUUUGGCCAACUAUACCUGUCAUGUAGAGAACCACAUAGGGAGCAGCAGCGGUAGCGCUAUACUGCAAAAGAAAGAUAUGUACCGUCUGGAGUUAGCCGGAGGCCUCGGGGUCAUAUUGCUGCUGCUGGGAGUCCUAACCGCGCUUUAUAAAUGUUACAACCUGGAGAUCAUGCUCUGCUACAGGAGACACUUUGGGAGUGAUGAAACUGAAGACGAUAAUAAGGAGUAUGAUGCCUAUCUGUCCUAUACUAAAGUGGACCUCGACUCUCUGGGCAGGACGAGCAGUGAUGAGGAAAUAUUUGCUUUGGAGAUCUUACCGGAUGUUUUGGAGAAACAUUAUGGAUACAAGCUGUUUAUACCAGACAGAGAUUUAAUACCCAGCAGUACCUACAUCGAGGACUUGGCUCGUAGCGUGGAGCAGAGCAGACGCCUGAUCAUCGUUUUAACUCCGGAGUUUGUCGCCAAAAGAGGCUGGAGCAUCUUCCAGAUAGAGACACGCCUCCACUCCAUGCUUGUUACCGGAGAGAUCAAGGUGAUCAUGAUAGAGUGUGCAGACCUGAAAAAUGUCAUCAACUAUCAAGAGGUGGAAGCACUUAAACAUACCAUCAAGGUUUUAUCCAUCAUCAAGUGGAGGGGUCCUAAGAGCAAUGAGCUGUCAUCGAAGUUUUGGAAGCAGGUGGUCUAUGAGAUGCCUGCUAAACGCAGAGAGACACUGUCCAGACGCCAGGUGAUGGAUUCUGGGGAACAGGGCCUCUUUGGUGACCUGCAGACCACAGUCUCCACCAUUGCCAUGACAACCACUUCUGCCUCCCUGGCGCCCCCUAAUGAGAGUCGACAUGGACAUCAUCAGGUUGCCUUGGCAACAGAGAUCCCUGACUACAACCAGAUGACCUUACCACUGGGAGGGGGUCACACUGCUACAGCAGCCCAAAUGCGGCAUUUCUGCCGCAGCUACGAGUUCCAGCUUCCACCACAGCCCUCACCUCCCCUUCCACCUCCCUCUACAGUGCAGUUCUCCACUCUGGGCCCCGGGGGGCGCCAUGUCUAUUGCAAUAUCCCUAUGACACUGCUGAAUGGACAGGGGUUCAGAGCAGUUCACUGGGGAACAAGAGGUGCAACAGAGCAAUACCCUUGGGAAGAAGCCAGAACUCCACCUGAACAGCACGUUUGUUCCCCUCACCAGCAGAGAACUAAGCUCUGA
Molecule: messenger RNA, 2296 nt
Organism: Archocentrus centrarchus (flier cichlid)
Lineage: Eukaryota; Metazoa; Chordata; Actinopteri; Cichliformes; Cichlidae
Gene: il1rapl2
Product: interleukin 1 receptor accessory protein-like 2
Exons: 19
Coding region: 80-2296 (738 amino acids)
Biological process (GO): signal transduction
Source: RefSeq, a predicted model, not a curated record